This is a messenger RNA of Hyposmocoma kahamanoa, 1314 nucleotides long. It is a transcript of the gene U4-U6-60K, whose product is annotated as U4/U6 small nuclear ribonucleoprotein Prp4. NCBI's taxonomy places the organism in Eukaryota, Metazoa, Arthropoda, Insecta, Lepidoptera, Cosmopterigidae. The transcript has 11 exons. Gene Ontology annotation, biological process: mRNA splicing, via spliceosome. Gene Ontology annotation, molecular function: U6 snRNA binding; protein binding; U4 snRNA binding. Gene Ontology annotation, cellular component: U4/U6 x U5 tri-snRNP complex. Bases 106 to 1299 code for a protein of 397 amino acids. The record is from RefSeq and is a predicted model, not a curated record.
GUCCCAUAACUGUCAUUUAAAGUUAAAUAUAUGCCACUAGAGACACAUAUAAGUUAUUAAUAUCAGUUUUUAUUACUGUUAGAGAUAAAUAUAACCUCACAGAACAUGUCGGACGACGAGGAUCUAAUUCCAGCGAAAAAAGCCAAGCAGGUCUACUAUGGAUCGCUGGAGGAGCAGGAAAAAGCCCGAUUGGCAGCCCUGGCGGCUGCAGUCAGAGAAGGGGUCGAAGAUAGUGGCGGCAAAGAGUUGGGAGAUAUCCAAAUAUCCAAUGAGUACAUGGAGUUGGAGGAAGAAAUGUCCAGGGACAAGAAGGCUCUCCUGGAAGAAUUUGAACGCAGACGAAAAGCCAGGCAGCUUAACGUGUCUACUGAUGACGAUGAGGUCCGGCGAAGUCUGCGGCAGUUAGGAGAGCCGGUUUGUCUGUUUGGGGAGGGACCUGCUGAACGUAGAGUCAGACUGAGAGAUCUGCUAAGCUAUCUCGGUGAAGAUGCAAUAAACAAGAAACUGGAAGAAGAGGAAGCUCGCAUAGAGAGGGACAGAGGGCGUGAGGGAACGUGGUACCACGAGGGCCCCCCGCAGCUAAGAGAGGCGAGGUUAUGGAUCGCCAGGUACUCCCUGCCCGUUGCUAAAGAGAGAUUGAAUAAAGCAAGAGAAGACUUGAAACUGCCUGGCAGUGUACGGGCAGCUGCUAAACAAGAAUCACAGAGGAAAGCUUCAGGAGUUACCAUAUACUGCAGUCAGAUAGGUGAUACGCGGCCAAUUAGUUUCUGCAGAUUCAGUAAUGACAGCAAAAUGUUGAUUACGGCUAGUUGGUCCGGUUUAAGCAAAGUGUGGUCUGUCCCGGACUGUGUCCCCCUUCAGGUGCUCAAGGGCCACACUUGCAACGUCAGCUGCGCCGUCUUCCAUCCGGACGCCAAACUCCCUCAGCAUUUCACCGACAAGAUCAACUCUAUUAAAGAGUCCUCGUCGUCAGAAAUGGAGAUUUGCGAUGAAAAGUCCGAAGUUUGUACCAUGGCAUCGUGCGCCUACGACGGCUCUGUGCAUUUGUGGAAUUUUGUCAGUGAAUCUCCAAUAGCGUCUCUGGAAGGCCACAGUCCAGCCCGUGUGGCCCGAUUGGCUUUCCACCCUUCGGGCAGGUUCCUGGGGGCCACAGUCUUCGACCACUCCUGGAGAUUAUGGGACCUGCACACAGCAACGGAGGUGCUGCACCAGGAGGGCCAUGCCAAGCCGGUGUACUGCAUUGCGUUUCAAGGAGAUGGCUCUCUCGCAGUUACCGGACAAUUCGCGCGUAAAAAUUGACACAACCAAAACGUA